This is a messenger RNA of Hordeum vulgare subsp. vulgare (domesticated barley), 1262 nucleotides long. Its product is annotated as kelch repeat-containing protein At3g27220-like. NCBI's taxonomy places the organism in Eukaryota, Viridiplantae, Streptophyta, Magnoliopsida, Poales, Poaceae. Bases 165 to 932 code for a protein of 255 amino acids. The record is from RefSeq and is a predicted model, not a curated record. Gene Ontology annotation, molecular function: protein binding. The transcript is spliced from 3 exons.
UCUCAAACUCCAGAGAGAAGAAACCGCGGGCGGGCGAGCCCAAGCUCCGGCGGCCGCCCACGAUUUUCCCCUCCUCCCACACCGGGCAGCGGCUCUGGCUUCCACCGCCUUUAUUUCGCCCAUGGCGCCGGCUCUCUCCUCCUAAACGCUGAUUCCAAUCCACCAUGGCUGCGCUGGCGCCACCGACCACAAGCUCCAAGCCGCCCCUUCCCCCGCGCCUCGCCUUGCCGCUCGCCCUCGCGCUCCUCCUCGCUCUCGCAUUCGUCGCCGACUUCCUCUCCUAUUCCUCCGCCAUCAGCCCGGCCGUCUCCCCAUCUUCCAAGACGGUGAAGGAGGGUAGUACGAAGCUUCGCAAUGGAUCACAGCCGGUGAGGCACCUCAACGCGACGUUCUCGGACCUGCCGGCGCCGCACUGGGAGUGGGAAGAGAUGCCACCGGCGCCCGUGCCCCGGCUUGACGGGGCGUCCGUGCAGAUCGGGGACCUCUUCUACGUCGUCGCUGGGUACGAGAGCCUCGACCAUGUCCAUUCUCACGUGGAUGUGUACAAUUUCACUUCUAACACAUGGACUGGGAGGUUUGAUAUGCCCAAGAAGAUGUCAAAUUCACAUUUAGGUAUGGCCUCAGAUGGGAGAUACAUCUAUGCAGUGUCUGGACAAUUUGGUCCACAGUGUCGGCCAGCUGUGAGCCGUAAUUUUGUUCUAGACACAAAGUUAAGGAAGUGGGACGAAAUGCCUCCUUUACCUGUUCCUAGGUAUGCAUUUCAGCCUAUAAUAACCUGUUCCGUAGACUCAAAAUUGGUGCAUAUGCGUUGCUGUCAUAUUCGUUUGUUGGCUGCUAUUAGUAUCUACAUGUUCUUUCUGACUUUAUUCUCUUCAAGCAUUGCCGAUCCAUUUUACUGCUUAUCACACACAAAAGGCACGGCAGUUGCAUAAUCCAACAGUGAUAGUCACAUUCGUUUGUAAUUUAGUGUCAUGCUAAUGUCAUAACUGAUAUUUGCUCAUAUCCCAAGAGUCAAAAUGGACUACUUGUUGAGUAAAUAGGCAAUUUCCCGAAUAGAUUAAUCCACGAGACAAUCACUAACAUGACAUUGACUAGAUUCAUGACAUACUAAUUACGGAACAGACUAGCAAGUACUACGCAUGUAGCAGGAACAUCUACGCAUAUAGCUAGUACUACUAGGGCUAAAAUAAACAGGAACGGGAUAAACGAGUUAUACCCUCCGAUCGGCCACUUGGCCGUAGCAGCAGCGGUGGCGGCGGCAG